ACAGGACGCACGGCUGACUAUUUUCUUUUGAAUUCAUGGUUGAUAGUGAAAUGGACCAAAUAGAGGAUGAUCGGCUUAUGGGUGGUGAGCGAAAGAAAAGCAGAGGCGAGUCUAGGUACAGAAGCGAUAGCAAAGAGCAAAGGCAUCGAAGCAAAAGCAGAGAAAGAUCUAGAAAAGAUCGCAGUAGUCGAAGUGAUCGCGAUAGGAGACGUGACCGAGAUGAUCGUCGUUCACGUAGCCCGGGAAGAGAAGAUGGAAGAAGAUCAAGCAGUCGCGAGUAUAGAACUUCACGCAGAAAUUCGUUUAGUCCUCCCCCAGAAACAGUUCCGCUUCAUUUAAGAUUGCGUAAAAUUGAAAACUGGGAUGUUCCUCCUGUUGGAUUUGAAGAGUUUACUGCCAUGCAAGCCAAGGCAUCGGGUCAGUUUCAGUUACCCUCACAUAUGCUCAAAACCACUACUGGUGGUUUACAUGAAAGAGGGGGUUAUCAAGCAAGUACCCAUGCCAUCAAUGCAACUAAUUUUGAUGCAGCAGCAGAGACGUUUCUCUCCAAUAUUGGUCUGAAUUCAGGCUCUGGAGAAGUAGGAUCACAUACAAAUGGCCGUGGAUUUGGGUCAACAUCUUUAUCUAGUGGUGUUAAUGUUGGAAUGGCCGGAGCUGGGUUUGGCAUAAACAGAGGUUUAAGCAUGGGAAUGGGAAUGAAUGGACGAAACCAACAGCCUAUUGCGCGUCAAUUUAAACGUCUGUAUUUUGGCAAUAUUCCCGUUGAUUGUAUAGAGGAGCGUAUUCUUUCAUUUGCUAGCAGUAGCUAUGAGAAGCUGGGCUUACCAAAAGAUCCUGGAAAUGCAGCAGUGAAUGCGUACAUUAACCGAGAGCGAAAUUAUGCAUUUGUCGAGUUUCGUUCACCAGAGGAAGCUACUCGUGCAAUGGCUUUGGACGGCAGUCUGUUUGAUGGAAACAUUCUCAAAGUGCGUCGUCCCAAGGACUAUAAUCCUGAAGCAGCCCCAGAUGGAGCUACUCAGCCUUCAAUAGCUCCUGCAACUAGUGCACAAGAAUCUCUUGACAAAAUCUUUGUUGGAGCCAUUCCCACCUAUCUUAGUGACGAUCAAGUACAGGAGCUUUUGAAAACCUUUGGAGAGUUGAAAACCUUUAGUCUUAUUCGUGAUUCUGCGACUGGUCUUUCAAAAGGAUUUGCCUUUUGUGAGUAUGUUGAUGGGCAGAUUACGGAUGCAGCAUGUCAAGGUCUUAAUGGUAUGGAACUUGGUGAGAAGAAGUUGAUUGUUCAAAGAGCAAGCGUAGGUUCAAACAAGAACACUAUAAGUGCGGUCGGACAGUCGCAGCUUCUCCCCAUGGAGAUUUUAGCAACCAUUGCCAAAGAUCCUUGCAAAGUGACUCGAGUUUUGUUGUUGUUGAAUAUGGUGGUGUCUGAAGAUCUUGUUUCGGAUGAAGAUUAUCAAGAUAUCUUGCUGGAUAUCCAAGAGGAGUGUGAAAAGUUUGGUACUAUUCUCGAUAUUGCUAUUCCUCGUCCAGUUUCGGGUCAAUCUAAUGCAGGAGUAGGAAAGAUCUUUGUCAAGUUUGACAAUGUAAAGCAAAGUGCAAGUGCACAACAUGCACUUGCAGGUCGCAAGUUUGCCGAUCGGGUAGUCAUUGCAUCCUUUUUCGACGAAGACAAGUUUGACCAGCAAGAUUUUUGAAAGUCUUUUUUAUACAAAUCAAUGAAACCAAUUAUUAAAUGUGCUCACUAAUG
Messenger RNA from Batrachochytrium dendrobatidis JAM81, 1744 nucleotides. RefSeq lists its product as uncharacterized. Gene Ontology annotation, cellular component: U2AF complex; nucleus; nuclear speck. The transcript has 7 exons. Bases 36 to 1691 code for a protein of 551 amino acids. The record is from RefSeq and is a predicted model, not a curated record. Lineage: Eukaryota; Fungi; Chytridiomycota; Chytridiomycetes; Rhizophydiales. Gene Ontology annotation, molecular function: pre-mRNA 3'-splice site binding; poly-pyrimidine tract binding. Gene Ontology annotation, biological process: mRNA processing.